AUGAAUGCACUCUUCUUGGCAACAUCCUUUUUCGUGCUGUGCUUUCUUCCUGCGAAAGAGUCGCUUCCUAUAACAAACGCCAAACGGUUUGACACCUAUAACAGCAAGGAGCUUGGACCAGAUCUGGAACAGUGGGAGCACAGUGUAAAGUUGCCAUUUCACCAGAAUCUGCUUCAAGCACCUUCGGACGAAUCAAGGACCAUGGCGCAAGUGCAGGAGCCAUCCCUGGUUACUCUGGGCUAUGUACUUUUAAAUAGCCAGAGUGCACAAGAUCGUCAAGGAGGUGAAGAUGACACACAUCGAUAUAAAAGAUUCAACACUAAACCCAACUCUCUCGACCUUACCUUUCACCUACUGAGAGAAUUUCUGGGAAUGGCCAAAGCUGAAAAAAUGGCCCAGAAAGCAGAGAGUAACAGACUGAUUAUGGAAAGCAUAGGAAAAUAA
Pristis pectinata (smalltooth sawfish) is the source of this 444-nucleotide messenger RNA. RefSeq names its product urocortin-like. The transcript has a single exon. The coding region runs from base 1 to 444 and encodes 147 amino acids. Gene Ontology annotation, molecular function: hormone activity. Lineage: Eukaryota; Metazoa; Chordata; Chondrichthyes; Rhinopristiformes; Pristidae. Gene Ontology annotation, cellular component: extracellular region. The record is from RefSeq and is a predicted model, not a curated record.